Loxodonta africana (African savanna elephant) is the source of this 2440-nucleotide messenger RNA. RefSeq names its product artemin (gene ARTN). Gene Ontology annotation, molecular function: receptor tyrosine kinase binding; glial cell-derived neurotrophic factor receptor binding; growth factor activity. Gene Ontology annotation, biological process: peripheral nervous system development. The record is from RefSeq and is a predicted model, not a curated record. The coding region runs from base 1296 to 1982 and encodes 228 amino acids. The transcript is spliced from 3 exons. NCBI's taxonomy places the organism in Eukaryota, Metazoa, Chordata, Mammalia, Proboscidea, Elephantidae.
UGGGCGGGGAAGGCAAGGGCUGGAGGACCAAGGGGUUCCAGAGGGCCAGGAGGGAGAGAGAGGGCCUGAGCUGCCUGCCCUCCAGGGACCGGCUCCAGGGCUCCCCCUUGUGCAGAGGGCUCUAAAGUCUUCCUUGAUCGGACCUUUCACCUGGUCUUCUCUCCAUCAGUGAGAAGGGUCACUGACUGGCCUGACUCACGGGACUCUCCAUCCAGUUAACUGAGAGGUGCCAUGAAGGACCAGAUGAGGGAGGCCUGGCCCACAGGUGUGCAGGCAUUUUGUGUGCUGGUGUAGGGGGUUGGGGAGUAGCUGGGACUCAAGAGCAGGCCAGCCAGUGAGGGCUCUAGAGGGGUGUUUGGGAGUGUCUGCCAGUGGAAGUUCAUGAAGGCUAGUGGGGCUCAGGAAGGCUGGCUCAUGGGGGAAACUUCUAGAGCAGGGCUAGGCUGCCAGAUACACGGGAGGUUGGAAGAGGGAGUGACCUGAACCAGUUCUCAGGGUGGCUCAGUUCUGAUGACCAGGCUAAGCGGCCUCUCUGGCCUUCCUGGGAGUGGCUCAAGCCUGAGUGGAGCUGAGGUUAUGGAAAAGCCCACCCCCCCUUUGAGUCUGCAGGCUUGGCAUAUGCUGCCCCCUGGUGGCCAUGGGAAGCUGUGGUCCAGCCCCGGUGUUCGAGGGCCCAUCAAUCCCGCCAUCUGCUGGUUCGUGGGCGGACAUCUGUGCUCAGAAGAGUGAACUUGGGGCUUUGGGUCCAGAACAGAAGUCACAGAUAAGUAAGGUGCAGCAGCAUAGGCUGAGGCCUGGGCCUCACUGUCAGCGAAUAACUCUCAUGGUGACCAGCAAGCACUAUCAUUUUUCUCCAGGUCUCAGCUUCCUCCUCUGUGGCAUGGGGUGAAGGCUCUCUAUAGAGACCACGGGUGUCCAGCUACUCCCUUCUCCAGACAGCCCUGGCAGCUCCAGCCCUGCAGCACAGAGCAGAAAGGUGCUGGGAAAAGAAACCUCCCAGUUGUGCAGUUCCAGCCUUGCGACCUUAGAAAUUACUGAGCUUCUCUGAGCCUUGUUUGCUCUUUUGGGAAAUGGGGAUUAUACCAUCAUGGUUUGUGAAAGAGGGAACAGCUACAAAGUACUUCACACACAGUAAAGUUCUCAGUGCCGCAACUUAUCCUUCUCCUGGGUGGAGUUCAGGUAGAAACUGAGAUGGAGGGAUGUCCUGUUCAAGAGAUAACUCAUCUCUCAACGGUCCAAGCUGCCUCAGGAGGAGGGUGGGAGAACAGGUCAACAAGGGCUGACAAGAGCCCCUGAUGUUGAUAGAUAUGGAGCCUGGACUUGGAGCCCCUACUGUGCUACCCCAUUGCCCCAAGACUAGGCAGCAGGCUCUGCUUUGGCCCUCUGCGCAGUCCCCGGUCUGGCCGACCCUGGCCGCCCUGGCCCUGUUGAGCAGCGUCGCCGAGACCUCCCUAGACCCCGCGUCCCGCAGCCCCGCCACCCGCGAAGGACCCGCGCCCGCCCUGGCUUCCCCCGCCGGCCACCUGCAGGGGGGACGCACGGCCCGUUUGUGCGGCGGAAGACCCCGGCGGCCGCCGCCCCCACCUCCCCGGCCCGCGCCCUCCCUUCCCGCGCCCGCCCGCGGAAGCCGCGCGGCGCGUACCGGGGGCCGGAGGAGCCGCGCGCGGGCCGCGGGGGCGCGGGGCUGCCGUCUGCGCGCGCAGCUAGUGCCGGUGCGCGCGCUUGGCCUGGGCUACAGCUCCGACGAGCUGGUGCGUUUCCGCUUCUGCAGCGGCUCCUGCCGCCGCGCGCGCUCCCCUCACGACCUCAGCUUGGCCAGCCUGCUGCGCGCUGGGGUCCUGCGGCUGCCCCCGGGCUCCCGGCCCGUCAGCCAGCCCUGCUGCCGACCCACGAGCUACGAGGCAGUCUCCUUCAUGGACGUCAACAGUACCUGGAGGACCGUGGACAGCCUUUCAGCUACUGCCUGCGGCUGCCUGGGUUGAGGACUCGCCAAAGGGUUUUCGGACUGAACCGGUACCCAGGGCUCUUCCUGCUUGGAGUACUCCCGUAGGGACCCACUAGCCAGGGGCCUCAACCAGAGAUGGAGGCCUCAGAGGUGAGGCUCCAGCCAGGUGAUGGACAGCAGCCAUGGAGAGAUGGACCUAAGACAGGACCAGCGGCCCCAGGGUCCUCUCCCUGCAGGUCCUAGCACCACAGACACCAGAGGCCUCAGCUACAGAGACCCGUUAGGACCCACUCAGACUUUGGCACUAAUCAGGCCACGGACCUAGGACCUCUACUCCGGAGAAGCCAGCAGCGUCUGAGGCCUCAGCCUGACUGGUGGGGCAGAGUUUGAAGGAGACGUUGCAGCUGCAUGGCUGAAAGUGCCGAUGGUGGAGCUGGCCUUGUACUCAUUUGUGGGAGCUGGACCCCUAUUUAUUAUUUCUAAGUUAUUUAUUUA